UGCAAACAAAAAGUGUGUGUCUGUGUGCCAGUGAGCCAGUGCAUCGCGCCCCAUCUGCACGCUUCUUUCUCCCCUCACUGCGACGGGCGAUACACUGUCACUGUCACUUUCUCCACAAGGAAAUGUACUAACGCGGCGAACAGAGGAGGACGCAUCUCUCACGACUUUUGGCGACAAAUUUAUAUCAAGCAUCACUUUGUGGAUUAUUAUCCCUUAUCAUCAAAAAAGACAAAGAUGGAGGAAUCAAGCUCCCAAAAAUUGGUGUGGGACGGCGACGCCAAAGCAGUACAGCAAUGCUUAACGGAUAUUUUUACAAGCGUCUACACAACAUGCGACAUUCCAGAAAAUGCAAUUUUUGGGCCUUGUGUAUUGAGCCACACAUCUCUGUAUGACAGCAUAGCCUUCAUAGCCCUAAAAUCAACGGACAAGCGAACUGCGCCUUAUAUCUUCAGGGUGGACACCUCGGCGGCCAACAGCACUUCGGAGGGUCUGAUGUGGCUACGGCUCGUGCAAUCUGCCCGGGAUAGGGACGAACAGAACCUUGAGGCCUAUGUCAAAAACGGGCAGCUGUUCUACCGGUCUCUCCGGAGAAUUGAGAAGGACGAGGAGCUUCUGGUCUGGUACGGGAAGGACUUGAUCGAGCUUCUUGUACUGAGUUCGAGCAAAGCGCCUGCCAAAAACAAGAGUACAUCCUCCCAUUCCUGUCCUGACUGCAACCAACGUUUCCAGUUUGAGUUCCCCUUCCUGGCUCACCUUAGGUUCCGUUGUACGAAGAGACUACAGAGCAUGGCUGGCCCGGAUGAGGAGUCUGGUAAGGACAAUGUCAGUGAGCGCUCCAACAUAACCCCAGCCAGGGCCAGCCCCAAACUAGGCCGGGCCGAGGGCUUCCCCAGCCCCCAGGACAAUAGCAAACCCUCCACAGACUUUCACAACCUGGCUCGGGACCUGGAGAACAGCAGGACAAGCCCGCCCAGCGACAAAGAGGCUGAGAUCCGCAGCGAGAGCUCAGGGAAGAGGACGUUCUCGGAGACGGAGGAGAGGGAGGGUCCCCGAGCCCCCAGCAUGCCUCAAUCCAAGUCAAAGGAGGAGCUUGCCAGUUCAGCGCAGAACUACAGAGGGGCCUACGGUCUGGAGGAGAAGCGUCCAUCGGGGUCCACAGAGUCGAGCGAGGCAAAGCGAAGCGCCUUUACUGAAGUUAAGAAGUCACCGCAGAGUCUGAAGCAACACAACAGCACCAAAAACCUCCAGAGCUCCAAUGCAGAGAACAAGGAAGGGAGCCGUCCCAGCAGCAGUCCCCUGGAGAAGCACCUGAACAUCAGGCAGGUUCUGUCAGAGACCCAGCCUCCUCAGUCACGCAUCGAGGCAUCGUCCAUGGGCAGCGCCUUCACCUCAGUCGGCCAACAAGGUGAGCAGCGGAAGAGCGCCUUCAGCCAGCCAUCACGGUCAUCCUUCUCCCAACUUCCCUCGUCCCUCGGGAUGCCCCCCAAGCUGCUAGACUGCCACCCCACGGUGGGUGACACCAUCUCCUCCAGCAGACUGUACCAGGCUGACCACCUGGCUGCCAAGCUUCAGAGUGCAGAGCUGGGAGCCAACUGCCCGGUACCAGGCGGUAUGGCCAAGCAGAGCCCCUUCCUCUACACCGCCUUCUGGCCCAAAAGCUCGGGACCGAUCCAGAUGCAGAUGCCGUCUGCUCUCACCCUGCUGCCGCCCUCAUUCACCUCGCUCUGCCUGCCGGCACAGAACUGGUGCGCCAAGUGCAACGCCUCUUUCCGCAUGACCUCAGACCUGGUCUACCACAUGAGGUCCCACCACAAAAAGGAGUACGCUAUGGAGCCACUAGUCAAACGCCGGCGGGAGGAGAAACUCAAGUGCCCCAUUUGUAACGAGUCUUUCCGGGAGAGACAUCACCUGUCACGUCACAUGACCUCCCAUAACUGACCUGCAGAGCUGGAGACAGAGAGAAAAACUUCUCGUCUCACUUGGAUUUACUGACUUUAACAGAGUGGAGAUCUCCUCUUAAACCUGUGCACUUGUUUUCACUUUCAACAACAAGAACAAUGCUUUUUUUCUUUUGUCUGUUAUUUUUCUUGAUUGAGUGUUUUGAGUGUAUGCAAAUGCAUUUUAACCUUUAAAAUGAAUCUAUUUAUCAUAUGAAGCACUUAAAUUGGGACAUAAAGGGAAGAUAUGAAUAUGUGUAAAUGUACAGUAAGUUGUAUUUUAUAUUAUAUUAAUACAGAUAUAGAAAAUGAUUAAAGAUAGUUGCACUUCAUGGUUUACAAAUCAAUUUGUUUUUUCAUGUCCGCAAUGAAAGGUUAAAUAUCGACACAAAUUGGAAUAUUAUGUCUAUACUUCAGAGUGCAUGUAAUAUUAAAUAGACAUUGAUUUAAGAUGCAGUCUAUACAGUACAAUGUAAAUACCCGUUUGUUUGAAAUACAAAGUGUAAUAUUUUGUGUCGGUGGGAAAUAGUUUCAGUGUUUCUUCCUUUUGCUGAAAUUUACUACUUGAUAGUUUAUCUAAUCAUGGUGAAUGCUUUGACAAUAAAAUAGCUUUAUUUUCAGCUG
Osmerus eperlanus (European smelt) is the source of this 2561-nucleotide messenger RNA. RefSeq names its product PR domain containing 8b (gene prdm8b). Gene Ontology annotation, molecular function: protein binding. The transcript has 4 exons. Gene Ontology annotation, cellular component: nucleus. Gene Ontology annotation, biological process: regulation of DNA-templated transcription; oligodendrocyte development. NCBI's taxonomy places the organism in Eukaryota, Metazoa, Chordata, Actinopteri, Osmeriformes, Osmeridae. The coding region runs from base 235 to 1938 and encodes 567 amino acids. The record is from RefSeq and is a predicted model, not a curated record.